CCUCAAGUGACAAGCAGAAGCCCAGCGGGUUUGUCCCUGGGUAGAUGGAUCACCUGAUACAGACACUGGGGACCAAACGCUGGGAUUGGCUCAAAACAGGGCUGUGUUGCUCCAGUGGCCGGGCUUUGGCGUCCUGUCAAUCUGCCGUCUGCUCAAAAGCCUAGAAAUAGCGCUGGGGCGCUGGGGCGGUCUGCUGGGCUCUGAGAAAGGAAGCAGCCAUGCAAGUGCUAACAAAACGCUACCCCAAGAACUGCCUGCUGACCGUCAUGGAUCGGUACUCGGCCGUGGUGCGGAACAUGGAGCAGGUGGUGAUGAUCCCCAGCCUUCUGAGGGAUGUGCAGCUGAGUGGGCACGGGGGCUCGGUCCAGGACGGAGCCCCUGAUCUCUAUACCUACUUCACCAUGCUCAAGAGCAUCUGUGUAGAAGUGGACCACGGGCUGCUGCCGAGGGAGGAGUGGCAGGCCAAGGUGGCCGGCAGCGAAGCAGGCGAGGCUGAGAAUGACGCUGCUGAAACCGAGGAGGCUGAAGAAGACAGGAUCUCCGACGAGCUGGACCUAGAAGCCCAGUUCCAUCUACACUUCUCCAGCCUGCAUCAUAUUCUUACCCACCUGACCCGGAAAGCACAGGAGGUGACUCGGAAAUACCAGGAGAUGACGGGGCAGGUUCUGUAGGUCUUCGACAGACAGAAGAUCACUUUACACGAGAAGGAAGACUGAUGAGGACCCAGCGGUGCAUCAGCCCUGAGACCUGGAAGGAUGCCUGGACCCAGGCGGACCCACGCGAAGGCCGCGUCUGUCUCCGGGUGCCUCCCACCUCCCUCUGAGCGCAUCUGUGGACUUGGUUGCAGGCUCACCUUUGAGAUGUUUGUUGCAGUUCCCAGCUUCUCUUCCAUGUCUUAGCAGUUUGAGGGUCACAAGGCAGCAAGGGUCAGUAGAAAGCAAAGGUAUUAGCAAGUGGCCAAAGUUCACAUCCCACCUCCGGGGUGCCACAGUUAUUCUUUCAUGUAUAAAGCAGGGAUGCUGUAUCUACCUCACAAGGUUACUAAAAGGAAACACUGUAUCAAAAGCACCUGGCAGCUGCUGACGUCCGAACAGCUGGUGUUUCUCUCACCUUUCUUGGAGUGCAUGCUGUAUGUAGCUCUUGCUUUUAACGCCCCGGGAAAGGUUGAGGUAGCUGAGUGUGAGAUGAGCUACUCACCCUGUUGGAUCUGACGUGGCUGAGCACAAGUCAACUACGAACCUAACUAUUGUAGUAGCAAUUAAAAAAAAU
Molecule: messenger RNA, 1269 nt
Organism: Apodemus sylvaticus (European woodmouse)
Lineage: Eukaryota; Metazoa; Chordata; Mammalia; Rodentia; Muridae
Gene: Thrsp
Product: thyroid hormone responsive
Exons: 2
Coding region: 219-671 (150 amino acids)
Biological process (GO): regulation of lipid biosynthetic process
Cellular component (GO): cytosol
Source: RefSeq, a predicted model, not a curated record